AUGUCAGCAGCCGCGGACACAUCCGACAGCACUAUGAUCAGCAUCCUGUUCGACUAUGGCUUGAACUGGCAAUUCGUCGCGCAGAACUGGAUGACUUCCAGUCAGAUCUUCUCUGGAUUCCCGCAGUGCUUGGAAGCCGCUCUGAGCAUAUCAGACUCUCAGGUGCAGACCUACGCCCUGCAGGUGUAUAUCCCAGAAACGUACAAGGGUCCGGCGGAUGCAGCCCAGUUAGGAACUAUGUGGCUGGGUUACAUUCCCUCCGACCUCGUUGACGACCUGGCGGCGCAAAUCAAGGCUAAGCAGUCUGCCUUCUACACUGGCACGACUGGGUUGCCAGCUGAGCUGGCCGCUCACGUCGAUAGCUCCUUUGCAGUGACGACUUACCAGGAUCCCAACAAUGGUGAUAACGGCAGUUCCUCGUCUGGAUCCUCCAAUGGGGGCGCGACUGCAUCCUCCGGGUCCAGCAAAGUACGAGAAAAUGCCAUCAUAGGCAUCGUCAGUGCUUUGGGUGGAAUCACGCUAUUGGUGCUGGGUUACCUCGUGUAUCGCUCAGUGAAGCAGAGGCAGGAACUCGCACAUCGCCGUCUGUCGGACCCGGACCCCGCUAGCAUUCCUCCCCCUGACCACGAGUUUGACCGUGACAGUCUAGGUGGUCAGCGCCGCAGGAGUUUCUACUUUGCUGAAGACUCGUUACGGGGAUAUGGAGGGCAGAGAGCGCAGGAAGAGACGUAUGACCACCGCGUCAGCCCGGAGGGCAUGAGAGAGCGGAGGCCCGUUAUGCCCGGCGCGAUCUCAACUCCGAUCUUGAGGGAGAACACCAUGAACUGGUAG
Messenger RNA from Gloeophyllum trabeum ATCC 11539, 831 nucleotides. RefSeq lists its product as uncharacterized. Gene Ontology annotation, cellular component: cell surface; extracellular region; site of polarized growth. The transcript has 2 exons. Gene Ontology annotation, molecular function: osmosensor activity. The coding region runs from base 1 to 831 and encodes 276 amino acids. Gene Ontology annotation, biological process: fungal-type cell wall organization; osmosensory signaling pathway via Sho1 osmosensor; establishment of cell polarity. NCBI's taxonomy places the organism in Eukaryota, Fungi, Basidiomycota, Agaricomycetes, Gloeophyllales, Gloeophyllaceae. The record is from RefSeq and is a predicted model, not a curated record.